Molecule: messenger RNA, 3520 nt
Organism: Asterias rubens (European starfish)
Lineage: Eukaryota; Metazoa; Echinodermata; Asteroidea; Forcipulatida; Asteriidae
Exons: 2
Coding region: 72-1454 (460 amino acids)
Source: RefSeq, a predicted model, not a curated record
UUGACAUCAACUGUUGGGGGUCAGGAAGUUGGGAAUGAGUUUCAUCGUUUCAGCAAGUCCUUCCAAUCAUAAUGGCAUCCAAUAUAAGAGGUCAGUCAGUGCUAGUAAGUAAGCAACUCGCAACGAACCUUGUAGCAAACAUUGAACAGAGUAUCAAAACCUUCCACAGUGCUAUUCAAGAAAUAGACAUAUCCCGCACGACAUUAGACUCUAUGUUUGCUGCAACCAAACAGAAAAUCACCAAGAAGGCUGAUGAGGAGAUUGCCAAAGAGGCUGCCAGGAUCAGAGAGGAGAAGCAGAAACUGAUGCAAGAAGCAGAACAGAUUUAUAAAGACAGAGUCAAGACAAUGCAAACUGCACGAGCUUCAAACAUCAAAGAGAUGAACAAAGCAAAGCACAAGCGGGAUGAGGUAAAUCAACUCAUCAUGGAUCGAAGGAUCAAGAUUGAACAUCACACUGAACAACUCUUACAAGACCUGAAAAGAUACAGUGAGAUGAAAUCAACAAAAAUACCUUUUGGGUUGACUUAUAUGGACUUUCAAGGGAGCCAGAACUCAUUAGGGGGACUGGUGUUGAAAGAUGAACAACCAAUAGAAUCAGCAACUUCUGCUCAGACCACAAAGCCACAAAUUCAACCCCAACACUUGACACAAGACAAAUGGAGAUUAAAAACAAAAACUCACAUUUCCCUGAAAAAUCCCCCAGAGUUUGGUUUGUAUUACAAUGCAUGGAAUAUCGCCGCAUACUCUAAUAGCGACAUUGUUUUGUUAGAUUGCAAAAGUGCCAGCUUGAGUUUAAUAUCAGAGAGCAAUCCUCAAUCCCUUGUCAUUCCACAAGAUCUACCGAUACAAGGUCUUAUCAAACCAAUCAGCAUGACAGUGAAUAGAAAUGAUGAGCUCUAUUUUCUAGAUUAUGAAGGAGUCAAGAUCUUCAACAGGAAUUAUCAGCUCCUCCAUCAGUUCAAUCCAGGCAGUGAACCAUCAUGUAUUGCAGUGGAUGAAAACAAUCUGAUAGCAGUGGGUUAUCAUGACAAGGCAGAGAUCUCUCUACACAAACCAGAUGGAUCCCUCAUAAGAACAAUACUUGCUCCAGGGAUUCGUGUCUCAUUAAAUACGUACAAACAACGACUUAUCUACACAAGCGUUAACUACGGUCAGUGGAAGUUAGUAUCAAAAUAUUACAAUGGUGAUGUGGUAUUCUCAGUAGAUUUCCAUUAUCAUCGGUUUUCUACAGGAGUGUGUUGUUGUGACAAGGAUGGUAGCAUCUACGUGUGUUCUGCUAAAGAGAACAAAGAUUCAUCAGAAGAUGAUGAGGUCCAUCAUUACAGUCCUGAUGGCAAAUUCAUUAGAUGUAUCAUCAGUCAUUAUACUGAACCCAUUGAUAGCAUAAUCACACCUGCUGGUGAUCUGGUUUUGGCUACAUACAAAUCAGUUCACAUCUAUCAGCAUGAGUAAAGACAUCAACAAACAUUAUGCUGGACCACAUCAACAAUCAAACUGAGAUAAACUGCAAUACAAAAAUAAUUAUCAUUCUGACCAAAUAGAAUAACAAUCACGUCAGCUAUGAAAACAUGUGACAAAUAAAUUGAGAAAUGCUAUUGUACUGCACUGCAUGUGUUUGAAUAUGGAAAAAAAGUACUAAAGCAAAAAAAGAAAAUUAUUGUAAAAAGAUGCAUUGAAAGUAAAUUACAGCAGAAAAACAACUCAGACAACAACUACUUCAUGACCAAAUUUAAUGUAAAUAAUAACAAUUAUAGAUUAUGAUAAUUUGCAUAUUUUGAUACAACUAACACUUCAUCCUUGAGAGUAAUUUUGAGUAACUUGAGAAUCAUUUGUUUAAAUAGUCCUUUGAUCAAAACUAAAAAUUGAAAACAAAUUAAACAUUUCCAAAGAAGUUGGUACACUAUUGUAUUUGCUAGAAACAAUUAUCUUUCGGCCAGGUAAGUAACAAAUGCUAAAAAAUACAUGGAUUGACAAAAGAGCAAAAAGAGUUCAGUAAAGAAAAAUGUUUACUGAGUAUACCCCCAUGUAGGAUAUUAAUAUAUAUUUUGUUGAAGAGUGUAGGUGCUGGCAUAUUUCUUAUCUUAAUGACAGAUUUUUAAAAUAAAAAUCUCUGUGUUUAAAACAAAAAUCACAAUAGGGGAAAACACCUCUGCUUUCUUUUUGUUACGCAUCCAACACAAAUAUUCAUGAAAAGACUAUGUUUAUCAGUUAGGCAGGGUCAGAGUUAGUAAUUCCUCUUGGUAUAAUUUUGCUAAUCUGCAUCAUCCCUCACCUCAUUAGCACUAACUACGCUAAACUCUGCUAACUUCAGAGUCCACACUAUUUUCACUAUAGUUUUCAAAAUGUUAAUCCAAACUGUUGCUUCUAUUCCCUCUUAAUUCGAUGAUUCGGACUUUGAGGAUUUAAACAUGAAAUUCAAUUGAAUUGGUUUAAAGAAUGUACAUUGUUGAAUGCAAAUUAAGUUAAAUUGGCCAGAUUUUGUUCAAGUUUUCCUAAUCAUUCUCACUACAGAUUCUACAAACUACAGAUUUUGAUUAUUUGUAUCUUAAUUGAUCUAGUUGUAUAUUUGGAUGCCAUUGUAAGUUAAAUUGUAAGUUAAAUUGGCCAGAUUUUGUUCAAGUUUUCCUAAUCAUUCUCACUACAGAUUCUACAAACUACAGAUUUUGAUUAUUUGUAUCUUAAUUGAUCUAUUUGUAUAUUUGGAUGCCAUUGUAAGUUAAAUUGUAAGUUAAAUUGGCCACAUUGUGUUUAAGUUUUCCUAAUCAUUCUCACUACAGAUUCUACAAACUACAGAUUUUGAUUAUUUGUAUCUUAAUUGAUCUAUUUGUAUAUUUGGAUGCCAUUGUAAGUUAAAUUAUAAGUUAAAUUGGCCAAAUUUUGUUCAAGUUUUCCUAAUCAUUCUCACUACAGAUUCUACAAACUACAUAUUUUGAUUAUUUGUAUCUUAAUUGAUCUAUUUGUAUAUUUGGAUGCCAUUGUAAAGUAUAAUAAAACUAAACUGAAACUUCAUGUACAUAAUUAUUCAGUGAAAAAACAAGAUGGCUUGCUAUAGUGAUAGUGAUUGAUUCAAUUAGAAGAAAGAAGUUGAAUUGUGAAGUACUGUAUAAGGUUUCAGAUUCUUCUAGAAGGACACUGUACAUCAAUUUACCACAUAUACAUCCAUGUAGUUAUGUGUAGAUCAUGAACAUGUGAAUGUACAUGUAUACACACACAUGUAUGUGUAUACAACUGUUUAAUGUACAACUACAACUGAUGAGUCUGUGAUCUCACCUCUCUAGGUGACACAAGAGUAAUUGAUUAUUGGUGUCUAGAAUAUCAUUCCUUUUAAUGUUGUUAUGUCAUUUCAGUGACUUACCUCCUCCCGCUCUACCAUCAGGCAACAUUCACAUCAGAAUUGAAAUAGUUCACUGAAAAUAAUAACUUCUUUCUCUGAUUGGUCUAUUGUUUGCAUUAUACAAUUGUUGCAUGCUGUGACAGGGUCCAUGGCGUUUUGUACACCCGAGGGGGAAAAUGGCAAC